Dufourea novaeangliae is the source of this 2846-nucleotide messenger RNA. It is a transcript of the gene Art4, whose product is annotated as histone-arginine methyltransferase CARMER. Gene Ontology annotation, biological process: peptidyl-arginine methylation. Gene Ontology annotation, molecular function: protein-arginine N-methyltransferase activity. Lineage: Eukaryota; Metazoa; Arthropoda; Insecta; Hymenoptera; Halictidae. Bases 234 to 2045 code for a protein of 603 amino acids. The transcript is spliced from 8 exons. The record is from RefSeq and is a predicted model, not a curated record.
UGAAUACGCGCCGGGGGUGGUUAGUCGAUGGUACGGUGUGCGAACGUGAAAAAUUGCAAUUUCAACUGUGUUUCCCUUGGUACCCAUUGUGUGAAUUGCAUUCGAAGGGACCGAUAAUCUAUAUUCUUUUUUUUGCCUAACAAUUCCUUGGGAAAUAAUUGUAGCAAUAAGAGUGAAGCGCCAGGGAACCGAUCGUGGAACUGCAGCGUACAAUACGCACGCGGUGUCUAAAAAUGGCGAAAGUGUUUCGCGCGGUGACAGUAUCGACUUUGUCAAAUAAUGGACAGUCAACACCGAAAUACAAUAAGCCGGUUACGCUCAAUAUCAACUAUGAUCCGCAAGGACUUAGUGCUGAAUUCCUCGCAGGGGAUCCAAAUGGGAGGGAUAAGACAUCAUUGUUGGAGUUUCCAAUAACUCCCAGUACCGAAUGCUCUAGAGUAUCAUCGCGAAGUUAUGUAUUCACAUUAGACACAGAUAGUUUACUUAUAUCAUUUGGCAAUGAAACGGAUUUUCGUAACUUCCAUUCACAAAUACUGAAACUUAAAAAUGGCAAAGGUAUAUCUGCAUUUAAUGAGAGGACAGAAGAAUCUUCGGCAAUGCAGUACUUUCAGUUUUAUGGAUAUCUUUCACAGCAGCAGAAUAUGAUGCAAGAUUACAUUAGAACUAGUACAUACCAGCGCGCAAUUCUGGGAAAUCUGUCAGAUUUCAAAGACAAAGUAGUGUUAGAUGUAGGUGCAGGUUCUGGAAUAUUAUCAUUUUUCGCAGUUCAAGCAGGUGCAAAAAAAGUAUAUGCAGUAGAAGCAAGUAAUAUGGCAAAUCAUGCGGAGCUGCUUGUUGCUGCAAAUAACUUAUCGGAUAAAAUUAUCGUCAUAGCUGGUAAAAUAGAAGAAAUCGAUUUACCUGAACUAGUAGACUGUAUAGUUAGUGAACCCAUGGGUUACAUGUUAUACAAUGAAAGAAUGCUUGAAACUUACCUACAUGCCAAGAAGUGGUUAGUUCCAGGUGGAAGAAUGUUUCCUUCACGCGGUGAUCUUCACAUUGCACCGUUUUCCGACGAGAACCUUUAUAUGGAGCAGUUUAAUAAAGCUAACUUUUGGUAUCAAACGUGUUUCCAUGGCGUCGAUCUCUCGGCAAUGAGGAAUAACGCGAUUAAAGAGUAUUUUAGGCAACCAAUUGUUGAUACCUUUGAUAUAAGAAUUUGUAUGGCUAAAUCUGUCAGACAUAUAGUAGACUUCCAAACAGCUAAUGAGACUGAUUUACAUAAAAUAGAAAUCGAUGUCGAUUUUCACAUAUUAGAAAGUGGCACGUGUCACGGGCUUGCAUUUUGGUUCGAUGUUGCAUUUAUUGGGUCGACGCAACAGGUUUGGUUAAGUACGGCACCUACAGAACCUCUUACACACUGGUAUCAAGUGCGUUGUCUCUUAGAGAAUCCUUUAUUUUGUAAAAGUGGUCAACUGUUAUCUGGAAAGGUCAUUCUUAUAGCGAACAAAAGACAAUCAUACGAUGUGACAAUAGAUUUGAAACUUGAAGGAACGAACAUGGAAAGCAGUAGUAAUACUUUGGAUUUGAAGAAUCCGUACUUCAGAUACACUGGCGCGGCGGCUCAACCUCCCCCGGGUUUAAAUAACACUUCGCCUAGUGAAUCCUAUUGGACAACUUUAGAUGCACAGGGUGCUAGACAAGCAGUUAACAUGGUUAAUGGAAUGUCAGUGAAUGGUCUAGGAGAAGUUUCAAUGGAUGCAACAGGGGCAGUAAAUUCCAGCAAUUUACUUGCAAUAGGUGGCCAACCAAAUAUUCAUCCCGGUUCAAUUUCGAGCACUGGACGGGGACGGGUAGGUGGUACAGCGACGAGUACGCAAGCAGCGCAAUUAAUAGGUGGUGGAAUCACUCCGAACAUGUUCACAUCUCCCGCUACGCUUGGUGUUACUUUCCAGCAAUCGCUGGUCCUUGGCAAUACUUCACAUUAUCCAGUGAAUCCGAGCUUGAUGAUCGGGGAUUACGUGACACCUGGUAACGGCAUAUCGUCUCAAACGUACCGACAAUGAUCAAUGGCAAAAUCAUUUUGCACCCACUAUUCCUAUACGGCGAAACAGUUGAACGACCGGCACACCGCCAGCAGUAACGGGGAUAUCUGUAACGACAAACAGUGCCGGAAGUUGGUGUUCAGUUCUCCAGCAAGCAAAUUACGGCUCUCGUCUGCCGUUCGUAUUUUACACGCGGUCAAUCUGGUCAGUCUUCAUUCGAACAUUGGCCAUACGAGUAACAGCUACAGCAACGAUUUUGCAUAUUUAAACAAAGUCCUGGUUGCUUCCGGAUUCGGAUUUGGAUGGAGCGGUAAAAAGAAUAAGUCACAUUGGGAGGCACGCUGGAGGAAAGUGCGAACCGUCCUCUCGUAGUCAUCAAUUCGUUUUCAUAGCAGUCGCCCCCUUAUUUAAUUGCUCGUUCGAAGAUUCGAUCUUCCAUGAUCCAGCGAAGUGCAUGCUUGCCAAAUGUAUCCGAGAAAAUGAUAUUUUUUAACGACAAUACAGUUUACCAUGCGUAGAAUCUUAUACGACACUAUCUCACGAGGUCCCCACAUCAUUUUUGUAUGUCGAUGCUCGGAUGACGAGAACAUAAUGUAGGUACAGGACAGGCCAAAUCUUUAAUAUAUUGUUUUUAUCAGACGAUCUGGGAGCUACGUCUAUUAUUAUCGAUUUAGAGCGCAAUAAGUAGUAGUAAAUUAAUUGUACUGUUCAAGUAACAGCUAUCCGUAGAGUUUUUAAGUUUCCCAACCAGUUGCGGUGGUUCGGUUCGACGUAGUUCCCAGUUUCACCGUUCUUAAUCGUAGAUGGCGUAACGACAGCGUG